AUGUAUAGACUAAUUAGCAAGGUAAAGCCUAGACAGCUGUUCAUUUUGUCGCAGUUAGGAUCAUUCAGAUCCGUUUCGUAUACUUUACCGACCAUACCUUUGUUAGACAACUUGAAAAUAAGUAAAGAUGAAUUCAAAGGCUUAUAUUCAAAUAAUGCGGUUAAUGAAUUAUGGUUUAAGAGAGGCGAGCAACUUGUGGAAGGCUUGAAUCAAUUGUUGGAAGAAAACAAUAUCAACCCACCAUCAGAUUUAAACGAAUUAAUUACCUUGACCUUCAAUAAACCAGAUUUGUAUGGUAUUUAUUCAUAUGCUUCAUUAAUACAUAACUUACAAUUCAGUUUGGAAUCCUUAAAGCCAAAUGAAUCAGAAGCUGGGAAAUAUUCUAUCAAGAAAAGCGAGCCAAAUGACUUAUUGAAAACACCAUCAAUCAGCCAAACAUUUAAUAACGAACCAACUGAUCCAAACUUGAGAGAAUGGAUCAUUAACUCAUUUGGAUCAAUUGCUGAGUUCCGUACUUUAUUAUUAAAUUCAGCUAAAGGUAUCAAAGGUGAUGGUUUAGUUUGGUUGGUCGCACAAGCUACUUACUCUGAAAGUACCAUGAGAAACAACCAAUUUUCAACCAAUGCAAAUGACUUUAAAUAUAGUACAUUAUCGAUCAUGAAUACGUAUAAUGCAGGUAUAGUUGAUGAUUCUAUCAGAUCAGGCCAAAUAACCAAGUUGAAACAACAAAAACAAGCUAAAAUUGCUUCAUUGAGAAAGAAAAUACAAGAAAGAAAACAUAUCUCUAAAGACCAAGAGCACAAUGAGGAAUCUGAAAAUGGAAAUGAAGAAGAUGCUUUAGCUGCUCUUGAAAGUGAAGCAUCAUUACUGAGCGACUUGACUUUAGGAACUGUUGAGGAGGCAGAAGCUGCCACAUUAUACUCAGACAGAAAAUUAUUGCCUUUGUUAGCUAUUGAUGCAUCGUUAAGAAACUAUUUACUUGAUUACGGUGUUUUCGGUAAACAACAAUAUUUAGAUAAUGUUUGGGAUUGUAUCGACUGGGAUGUUGUCUCAAAAAGAGCCCCAAUCAGGUUUAAACAAUCGUUUGAAAUGGAUUAA
Molecule: messenger RNA, 1098 nt
Organism: Debaryomyces tyrocola
Lineage: Eukaryota; Fungi; Ascomycota; Pichiomycetes; Serinales; Debaryomycetaceae
Source: the annotation of a GenBank genome assembly